ACUUUAGUCCAAUUAAAUCGUACUUGGAAGCUGUCAAUGGUGGGGGGAGCUCCUCCCUACCCCCCUUCUUUUAAUUGUUCAGUGAGUCUAUUGAAUAAUGAAAGAAUUUGCCUGACGGGGUUUUGUAGUGUUUCGUCUUCUUGAUGAAUUAUUUCAGAGGAUAGACGACAGUCUUUUGUCAAAAAUGUAUUGGAAUGACUCAUCCAAUUCUUCAGAAAGUGACAAUGAAGCUCAUUCAGCCUUCACACAGACUGAGCACAACAUAGUGGCAGCUUACUUAAUAACAGCAGGAGUGAUAAGCAUUUUCAGUAACAUUGUUGUGUUAGGCAUCUUUGUUAAGUACAAAGAGCUUCGGACAGCAACCAACGCGAUUAUUAUCAACUUGGCUUUUACUGAUAUUGGUGUUAGUGGCAUUGGUUACCCCAUGUCUGCUGCCUCAGACCUGCAUGGAAGCUGGAAAUUUGGAUAUACUGGAUGCCAGAUCUAUGCUGCCUUAAAUAUAUUUUUUGGGAUGGCAAGUAUUGGUUUGCUGACUGUUGUUGCUGUUGAUCGUUACCUGACCAUCUGCAGGCCUGAUAUAGGAAGAAGAAUGACCACGCGUAGCUAUGCCACUCUCAUCCUUGCUGCUUGGAUAAAUGCAGUCUUCUGGUCUUCCAUGCCUACUGCAGGCUGGGCCAGCUACGCUCCGGAUCCCACUGGAGCAACGUGCACAGUAAAUUGGAGGAAAAAUGAUGCGUCCUUUAUUUCCUACACAAUGAGUGUAAUUGCUGUUAAUUUUGUUGUGCCCUUAACAGUCAUGUUUUACUGUUAUUACAAUGUUUCCCGGACAAUGAAACAAUAUGCCAGCAGUAACUGCUUGGAGAGCAUUAACAUAGAUUGGUCUGACCAAGUAGAUGUGACAAAGAUGUCUGUUGUGAUGAUUAUAAUGUUCUUGGUGGCGUGGUCUCCAUAUUCUAUUGUGUGUCUGUGGUCUUCCUUUGGAGACCCAAAGAAAAUUUCUCCUGCAAUGGCCAUCAUAGCUCCUCUCUUCGCAAAAUCUUCCACAUUCUAUAAUCCCUGCAUUUAUGUCAUUGCAAACAAAAAGUUUCGGAGGGCAAUCCUGGCAAUGGUGCGAUGUCAGACAAGACAAGAGAUAACCAUAAACAAUGCUUUGCCCAUGAGUGUAUCUCAAAGUGCAUUGACAUCGCAGAACUCCAGUCAUUUGCCUGCAUAAGUUGCAUGGAAAGGGGUGAAAUCUGGGUUCAAGUUAAUUAAUCUUUUGG
Messenger RNA from Vidua chalybeata, 1262 nucleotides. RefSeq names its product retinal pigment epithelium-derived rhodopsin homolog (gene RRH). NCBI's taxonomy places the organism in Eukaryota, Metazoa, Chordata, Aves, Passeriformes, Viduidae. Gene Ontology annotation, cellular component: photoreceptor outer segment; membrane. Gene Ontology annotation, biological process: visual perception; G protein-coupled receptor signaling pathway. Bases 185 to 1213 code for a protein of 342 amino acids. Gene Ontology annotation, molecular function: G protein-coupled receptor activity. The transcript is spliced from 7 exons. The record is from RefSeq and is a predicted model, not a curated record.